Molecule: messenger RNA, 2061 nt
Organism: Pseudo-nitzschia multistriata
Lineage: Eukaryota; Bacillariophyta; Bacillariophyceae; Bacillariales; Bacillariaceae
Source: the annotation of a GenBank genome assembly
AGUCUGAUACUGGCACGAGUAACGAGUAGUAGGCAAAGAGACUUAGUAACUUGCUUCUGAAAAAAGUUGAACUGUCGACUACGAAGUGCUUGAAGAGUAUUCAAWUUAUCAAACAACCAAACUCAUCCGAGACACAAAUAGCACACGGUGGAUCAAACUCGAUCGAUUAGUAUUCCGCCGUAAUCGUAAGUGACCCUGCAGCGACGACAAGGCAAGAACAAGGUAGCAGUUUUUAUUUCUAAUCAUGGUCCUGACAGAUCGGCAACGAGAGGACCURCAUGCGGGGAUUUACGAAUACCUGGUCAAUCGUGGAGAAGCAUUCGAGGCUGCAGCAAAGGCGUUUGUAGAAGCRGACCCCAAGGCGUCGCAAAAGAAGACCAACAACGUCGGGAAGACGCCCCUCCUCGAGAAAAAGUGGACGGCCAUUCCUAGGUUGCAAAAGAAGGUUUUGGAGUUGGAGCGGGUCGUCGCACAGAGCGCAAAAAUCCACGCCCAUCGCACCGGAGGAGGAGACGAUGCCAAGGCAAAUGGUGGAGUUUCGAGACGCAUGCUGCCCCGGCUUCCCUGUAGUCAUACCCUCCAGGGUCAUUCCGCRGCGGUUACCUGCCUGAAGGUUCAUCCGGUCUUUACUGUAGUCGUCAGUGGAAGCGAAGAUGGAUCCGUCAAGGUGAGUGAGUUGGUUGGUUUUUGCAAUUUUGCUAUCAAUAAUUUGAGUUUUUGUCGAAUGCAAUUUAUUUCAUGAAUCUGAACAGAUACGUAUCUCACACUCUUAUGUUCAUGAUAGGUGUGGGACCAUGAAAGUGGGGAGUACAUGAGGAGCCUGAAGGGUCAUACCAACACUGUGAAUUCGCUUGCUUUCACUCCGACUGGAAAUUAUUUGGCAUCAUGUUCUAGUGAUUUGUCCAUCAAAUUAUGGGAUUUUUCUACCUAUAACUGUGUGCGAACGUUGCGGGGACACGAUCACACUAUUUCUUCCAUUGUUUUCCUUCCUCAACAAAAUAUCAUUCCGUCGGCUUCGGAAGAUUCAUCAACUGGCAUGGAUGUUGCCGCAGCAAACGCAAAACACUUGCUGAGCGCGAGCAGAGAUCACACCGUCAAAUUGUGGGACAUGGAAACUGGAUUUUGCGACCAUACCUUUACCGACCACACCGACUGGGUUCGGACGCUAGCCGUGAGAUCGCACGACGGAGCCAUCUGGGCAUCUGCGGGUAACGACCCUUUCAUAAACGUAUACGAUGCCAACGUCAACACUCGUCAAAAAUUGUGCGAAUUGCGAGGACACGACCACGUAAUAGAAUCGCUCUCCUUUGUCACGGAAGAAUCCUUUGGGAAGGACAGAGCUGGAAGCAACGCCAAACAUAAGGACACGGUUCGGGACUACCUUGCUAGUGGAAGCCGGGAUCGAACCGUUCGUCUUUGGUCGCUGGCCUCUGCUUCGUGCCUCGCUGUCUUUUCAGCMCACGAGAACUGGGUCAAGGCGGUUGUGAUCCACCCAUCGGGAAAUUACAUUAUCAGCGGUGGGGACGACCGAACGAUUCGCGUCUUUGAUAUUAAGGCCGAAAGAUGUUUACGCACGCUGGAAAAUGCACAUGGUCAUUUCGUAUCAUCGCUGGACAUGCACCACACACUGCCAAUCAUGGUAUCGGGAGGGAUCGACCAAUUGCUGAAAACAUGGGUCCUGGAUUAAAAGUAGCAAGAGCAUUCAGAACGACAGGAAAAUAGAAAUGGCMCGAGGACGCUUYACGUUUAUGUUCAUUUAUGCUGUGAUUCUCUUUUUGAAGCAUUUGUUGUUUGAAAUGCUACGUCGUAGAUUGCAAGCCUGGUCCGAAACUUCGAUAUCGAAUUCCAUCCGAUUGUAUUGUAUCAUUCUGAUGAACGACUUUCCAUAGUUAGUUUAUUCUACAACCUGACUGCUUCUUUAGAUCAUGCUUAACUUUCAACGGUUGACGAAUCUUUUAUUCUUUUGAUCGAGUCCAACAAGGUUUCAAUGAAAAUCCAUCUGAAACGUAGAAUUUCGACGGCUACGUGCGUUGAUGAAUUUAAUAUAUUAAUUAUCAUUAU